AUGCGGCCGGGCUUGUCCCCGGCGCAGCGGGACGGCAGCCAGGGCCGGGGGCGCAGCGGCGUCGCUCCAUGCAGCCGGGGCGGCUGGGCGGCGGCGGCGGCGGCGGCGGGGGCGGCGAUCUACACUCUUUCCCCGCCGCCGCUCGCCGCGCCGCCGCCGCUGCCCGGAGCCUCCACUAAGGGGCCGCCGGCGCGCAAGCUGCUCUUCAUGUGCACCCUGUCCCUGUCCGUCACCUACCUGUGCUACAGCCUGCUGGGCGGCUCGGGUUCGCUGCAGUUCCCGCUGGCGCUGCAGGAGCCCCCGGGAUCCGCCGCGGAGCCCCCGCCGAGCCUGCUGCCUCCCUCGCUGCUGCCUCCCCGCGUGCGUCCCGGCGCUUCCUCACCGUCGCCGGACAACGCUAGCCGCGGGCCACCGCCCGAGCCCCCUGAGCGCUUCACGACACCCGCGGCCGACGGCUGGGGACUGGCGAGCGGCGGCGGUGCUCGGGACGCCUGGCCCAGGAGCCCGCCUGCCCCCGGAGACGCGGUCACGGAGCAGGACGCGCUGUUGGGGCGCGGGGCGCAGGAGCCAGGCGCCUCCGCCGCCGAGGAGCUGGAAGGCCGGAGGGCGGCCAAUGGGAGUGCUGAACGAGGCCCCGCCAGCACCCCUGAUUAUGGGGAGAAGAAGCUGCCCCAGGCGCUGAUCAUCGGGGUCAAGAAAGGAGGGACGCGCGCGCUGCUGGAGGCUAUCCGAGUCCACCCGGACGUAAGAGCAGUGGGCGUAGAGCCGCACUUUUUCGACAGGAACUACGAGAAGGGGCUGGAGUGGUACAGAAAUGUGAUGCCUAAGACGUUGGAUGGGCAGAUAACCAUGGAGAAGACCCCCAGUUAUUUUGUGACGAAUGAGGCUCCCAAGCGCAUCCACUCUAUGGCCAAGGACAUCAAACUCAUUGUGGUGGUACGAAACCCAGUGACCAGGGCCAUUUCUGACUACACCCAGACACUCUCAAAAAAGCCAGAGAUCCCCACCUUUGAGGUGCUGGCCUUCAAAAACCGGACCCUGGGGCUGAUUGACGCCUCUUGGAGUGCCAUUCGAAUUGGGAUCUAUGCUCUGCACCUGGAGAACUGGCUGCAGUACUUUCCCCUUUCUCAGAUCCUGUUUGUCAGUGGUGAGCGACUCAUAGUGGACCCCGCAGGGGAAAUGGCCAAGGUCCAGGAUUUCCUAGGCCUCAAGCGUGUUGUGACUGAGAAGCACUUUUACUUCAACAAAACCAAGGGAUUUCCCUGCCUGAAGAAGCCAGAAGACAGCAGUGCCCCAAGAUGUUUGGGCAAGAGCAAAGGUCGGACUCAUCCCCGAAUUGACCCAGAUGUCAUCCAUAGACUUCGGAAAUUCUACAAACCCUUUAACAUGAUGUUUUACCAAAUGACUGGUCAAGAUUUCCAGUGGGAACAGGAAGAGGGUGAUAAGUGA
Molecule: messenger RNA, 1449 nt
Organism: Grammomys surdaster
Lineage: Eukaryota; Metazoa; Chordata; Mammalia; Rodentia; Muridae
Gene: Hs3st4
Product: heparan sulfate-glucosamine 3-sulfotransferase 4
Exons: 3
Coding region: 1-1449 (482 amino acids)
Molecular function (GO): [heparan sulfate]-glucosamine 3-sulfotransferase activity
Source: RefSeq, a predicted model, not a curated record